GUUGUCAUGUUUGCAAGUAAACUCAGAAUUAUAUUUAAAUUAAUCCUGUCUGAUAUUUAUUUUUACAAGAGAUAGGAGUAUCCUUUAGUACUUUUAUCUUGCCAAGCUUAAGUUCUACAUUUGAUAAAUUUAUCACUAAAGCUUCUUCUGUUUGUCUGACUUUGUUCUGUUUCUUCAUACUGUGCUGCAGUCUACUGCUUGGUGUGAACCUUCUUGAGAAAAAUGAUGCGAGGUUGAGGCCUGUGGUCUGUCCCCUAUCAGAGAUCUAUGACAAUCUGUAAUUUGCUGACUUUACUCAUUAUCUUUAUCUCUUCCUCUCAGACUCAUGUAGAUGUCAUCUUUUCUUGUUUUUUGAGAUCUUCCUGAAUUGUUCAUGUGAAAUUAACUAGUGUAUAUUGCACACACAAAACGUACAAGUGCUAAUUUGUGCGUGCAAGCACCCACAUUUGUACAUGAAAAUUAGCACCCCGUGUGUGAAAUCAGUUGCACUUGUAAAUUUUGCAGGAACGAUUGAGAAGUUCCUUUGGAAAUGUGGCAGUCUCAUUUCCAAUGAUGAGUGGGCCUCCAAAGAUUUGUAUGUUCAGUACAGAUAAACCCCUCAAAUCUAGAGACUCUUGAAAUUUGUUGUGAGUUAACGUGCGUUAUUGCAUGUACAAAGAAAACUUUUUUUUGUGAAUCAUCUGACGCUUUAACGUUUAUUAAACACACAUUGGAAGUGGGUUUACUGAGAUACGGGAUAUGUUUACCUGCAUCAAAAUAGGUGUGGAUGCAUCUCCAUCUCAAAAUACUGUUGUGCGCCUGCCAAAUCCUCCUAGUCGCACUAUUUUGCUUGUACCACAGUCUGACUGUUUGUUUACUUGUGUUCCCUCUACCUCUUCAGGAUUAUCCUGCCUGGAUGAUACCUCCUCGUUUAAAUGCUGGUGUGCAGUCAGGUGUUGUCCUUUGCGAUUCAUGGGAAGUUCACAUCCUGUGUGAUACUCCUCAUUAUUAAGCAGACAUGCCUGUGCUUCAGCAUGGCCCUGUGCUGAAAUUCAGGUCUGCAGCACUAUCCUGUCCCACCUGUCACUGCUAGUUGGCUGAGCCCCUAAAUGGCAGUCCACUUGAUAAAGCUGCUUCAGGAAAAGAUCUAGAAGUUUCAGCCUCCUCUAUCUCAGGUCCUUUUAUUACUCUGGUUCGGAAGUCACUGCAUGACUUUAGAUAUGCUUGCAGCAGUCUAUUUAUAUUCAUCACCGUGAGGAUCACAGCCUUUCCCAGUUUCGUCCAUGUUGCCUGAGAGUGCUUUCAAAAUGGCACUAGAUUGCAAAAGUGAAAUGAAUGAUGGGAUAAAGGAGAGGAAUCAUGAGAAGUUUUUUAGUUUGACUCCAAGUCCCAGAGUUCCCAUCUUCUUUUCAAUAAGAUAAACAGAUUGAGCUGUUAAAGUCUCUCGUGUAAAUCGUUUUCUCUAGCCCUGGAAUUUUCUCAAGCCCUCUCCAAUUUUUCAACAUCCUUUUUAAAAUGUGGACAUCAGAAUUGGAUGUAGUAAAUCAUCUCCUUACUUCUAUUCAUUACUUUCCUCUUUAUAUAUGCAAGCAUCUCUUUGGCUCUUUUUGCCACAGCAUCGCACUGGGAGCUCAUGUUCAGUUACUUUUCCACCAUGACCCCUAAAUCCUUUUCAGAGUCACUGCUUUCCAGGAUACAGUUCCCCAUUCUGGGGGUAUGGCCAUCGUUCCUUAUUUUUAGCUGUAUAACUUUGUAUUUGGCUGAAUUUAAAUGUUUGUUUUUAAUUGGACCAGCUUAGUAAGAUGACAAAAUGUAUUUUGUUUGAAUGGGCCCAGCUUACUAAACUCUAUACUACUGCCCUGUCCUCAUAAUUAUUUAUCACUCUGCCAAUCUUUGUGUCCUCUACAGAUUUUAUUAGCAGUGAAUUUACAUUUACUUCCAGAUCUCUAAUGAAAAUGUUGAUUAGGAAUAGGCAUAGUACCAAUCCCUAUAGAGCCCCACUAGAAAACACCCCCCCAUUCAAUGAGUCCCCAUUAACAACUAUUUUUCAGAUCUGUCAUUUAGUCAGUUCUUAAUCCAUUUAACGAGUGCUUUAUUGAUAUUGUAUAAUGCUGUUUUUUAAGCAGAAUGUUGUAUGGUAUUAAGUCACAUGCAUUAUAAAAAUCUAAGUUUAUUUCAUCUACACAAUCAUGGUUGUUUGAUAAAACCUAUUUCCAUAAAACCAUGUGGACUGCGAUUAAUUAUAUUCCUAUUCUAUAAUUUUUUAUUAAUUGAAUCAGUUUUUCAUUAUUUUUCCUGGGAUGGAUAUAGACUAACUGGCCUAUAAUUAUUUGGGUCAUCUUGCUUGCCCUUUUUGAACAUUGGUGCAUUAUUGGCAUUCUUCCAGGGUUCUGGAAUUUCCUUGAUAUUGUAAGAUUUAUUAAAAAUUAAAAUCAGCAUGCCAUAAAUCAGUUUUGGCAAUUCUUUCAGGAUGGCGAGAUUGAAUGAGACCCCAUGACAGGAUAGAAAGUGUUAAGAGUCAUUUUCUUACAUCCAUUACACUUGUGUCAUAAUUAGCUGCUUCUCGGAGGAGCAGGGCUAAGAGGCAUCAGGUGGUAACUUAAUGAAACCAUUGGCUUCAUAAAAUGGAGAGAGCUCAUCCUGAACAGAGGAACCACGGGGAGCAGAGAGAUUCCUGUGACGGGACCUGACCAAGAAUCUGUAGGAGAACAGAUGUCUCAGUCUGAGGUGAGCUGAGGGAGAAGAGUCCAGAGUAGCUGUGAAAGAAGAUUGAAGACAGAGCUUAGAGGAAGAGCUGAUUUGUUUAGAUGCUUUGAAUAUUAGUUUGACCGUUAGUUAUACUAAAAGGGAUCUGAGACAGACCCUUCUCAGUCAGAGGCCUGAAUUGUGAACAGAGGCAGAAAGUUUACAGGGGAUGCUGGAGACCUCUGCAAGGUCUGUCAUGCUCUGAUGAAGGGGUGUUAUCGAGUGAUGAGUGUGCACUGUAACAGAUGGUUGAGACCAAGAUCUCCUUAGCCAACUCUGUUAGGACUCUUGGGUGCAGCUUAUUUUAAAAUGUUUAUCCCUCAUAGAAGUUGCCUAACAUACUCCUUAAUUAAUAAUAGACUGUAAGUAUUUCAUCAUCCUGAUGAAAUUAGUACAUCAUCCUGCUUCUUUCCAAAUACAGAACAAAAAUAUUGAUUGAACACUACACUUCUGCAUCAUUAUGAACAAUUUUACCAUUUCCAUCUAAUAAUGAGUUUAUGCUGUUGCUAGGAUUUCUUUUGUUCCUAAUGCACUGGGGGGAAAAACAAUGAAACUCUUUUUUUCUUACUCCUUCCAGCCCUGGAUUUUUUUUCCCUGAUGUCUUCAGAUUCCAUUGUAAAUUUUCUGCACUUCAUAUAUCUGAUUUGAAAAAAAAUUUCCCCCUAAGAGAAAAAAGUGUUGAUGAAACAUUUACAAACAAUCGAUAGCUGGGCAUUUUCAGCUGUCAUUGUUGUCAGUGAGCAGCAGUUGAACUGAUGCUCAUGUGGCCUGUAAUGAAAACAUGUGGAUCUUGAUCAGCAGUAACUAAUUUAGUUAGUUCUUUGGAAAAAUGGGAGAAAGCCAGAAUUCUCCACUCCCCUUUUAUGUGUGAUACACUUUGCCAAUCUCUGUCUAUUCUGUACAAUUUACAGUAUACAGUUCUGAUUAACAAGAAAAUAAUGAAUUCUCUGAGAGGGCUACUAAGGCCUAUAUAAAAAUAAGAUGCAUAAGACAUAUGCAGUAUUUCAUUAUGUGGGCCCCAUGUAAAUCACACUGGAAAGAGCAAAGAUUUCACAGCUUCUUCCUGGCAGAAGUAGCACGCUUCAGUUGAUACGUGUCUAGGCUUUUCUGACAAAAUAUUGCUGAAGAAAUAUACAAUUAAUCCUGAAAGAAUCAGCAGCUACUAUCCGGCGAGCAAUGUUUCUUUUCUCCACAAAUACAGUUUGUGAUUGAAAGAAAGGGGCAAACAAAGUUACAGCAUUUAAGGUCUUAAAAUAACACCAAGAGUUUCAAGUUAUGCUAUACAAAGAGCUUAUAAACAGCACUUGCAGUCUAAAGCUACCCAGGGCAUCCAGUGUCUUAUUGAAAACAACUCAAGAAUCAGAAGUUAGCCUGUGAUGGUAACUUAGGUAGGAGAAAGUUUGAUUGAUUGAACAAGUGUUUACGCUGUCCAUACAUAUGACAAAAGCACACUGUAAUAGGGCCUUUACAAACAGGUUUCUACAACAAGUAGUUGACUCAGGCACAGCUAUACAGGCCUCAGUCCCUAAAAAUAGGCACCAAGUUCCAUCUUUUACAUGUGGGGCUAAAAUAAAAUCAGCUGUCCCCACCUACUUGCUUGACAGAACGGAGAGGUGUGUGCUUCAGUGGAGCUGGUCUCCACCAGACUGUAUAUUUCAGGGGACUGGGAACUUUGUCUUACAAAAAUCAAGACAAAAAAAUUGAGAGUAAAGACUUCCUUUACAAAGAGAACUGCAGCUCUGUAAAUCGUGUUGAUGCGCUCUGGAUGGUAGCAAAACUAUUGCUGGCUGUCACAAGCCUGUAAGUGGAUUUUCAGAAGAAAACACGAACUGGAGUGAUAGUGUGCCAUUGGAUUUCCAAGAUUCUGUCUCAUUGAAGGAAAGAAUGGCUAUGUAUCAAGCAGCUGUGUCCAAAGUAGAGCGCAGCAGCUCCUGUGCUAAUGCUAUAGAGGAAUCAGAGACCUGUACAGUACCUGGUGGCUUAGCAAGUGUGAAGAAACAAUUUGAGAAAUGGGAAACUGGUCAACACCAGUACGAGCACAAAUCUGUACAGGAAGUGACACGUAGUAGUCAGCUCACGGUAUCAAGCAGCAGCAGAGAAGCUGAACAGAAUGAAGUGACCUCCAAAGGAACUCAGUUGGAAGCCUUUCAAACAGAAGAGGUUUCUCAUGUCGAACAAUCUACCCAUCAGACAAGCAAGGCUUCUAAUUUCACUCAACAUAUUGAUGAAACAGUAGUCAAUGAAACUAUGAAUGAAGAGAUCCCAAAGAUUUCAACACAGUUUUUAAAACAGCACUUUGAAAAGACAGCCCAGGAAAAGGCUCUUCUCUCAGACAGGGAGACUGCGACACCUGCAAAGCAUACUAAGAUUGAAAAUGAGUUCCAAGAAAUUGUAUGGCCUUCUGCAGUGAGCUUCUCUUCUGCUGCCACUGCUUCAGAAAGUAGAGUACACGAAACUCUUGGGACACGAAAAACAGAAUAUGGAACUGCUGCUGCUGUUACAGCUUACACCAACUCCCCUAAAUAUGGAAGCACAGAAGAGUUUUCCCCUCCUCCACUACCAAACAUACUACAAGCGCCAUCAGAAAUGAAAGAGUUUUCCCAGUCCCCUGAACCAUCCACCUCUCCAGCAAAGCCCACAAUCCCCAAAGAUUUAUAUUCAAAGCAAAGAAAUUUAUAUGAAUUAAAACGUUUAUACAAACAUAUUCACCCAGAAUUAAGAAAGAAUUUAGAAAAAGAAUAUUUUAAUGAAGUUUCUGAUAUUGUAUCUAGUAAGGUUGAAAUAGGCAGCUCUGUGUCAGGAGAUGUACAGCAAACUAGAUAUGUCUUUGAAAACACUGGUAAUAGCUCUCAGAAGUGUAUGAGCCCUGAGAGAGAAUACCUAGAAUGGGAUGAAAUCCUAAAAGGAGAGGUUCAGUCUAUGAGAUGGGUCUUUGAGAACCAGCCUUUGGAUUCAAUCAAAGAUGAAUCUCCUGAACUGAGCAACAUUAAAAGCAUUGCAGAUCAAGAAAUCAUUGCAGGUGGAGACGUAAAAUAUACUACCUGGAUGUUUGAAACACAACCUAUCGAUGCACUGGGUACACAUUCUUCAAACGCUGCAGAAAAUACAGACAAAAUUCCAGAUUUAGCUAGUGGAGAUGUCCGUACAGCCACGUGGAUGUUUGAAACCCAACCAUUAGAUUCAAUGAAUAAAAUUCAUCAUGACAAUGAACAAGAUGAAACUUUCAUUAAAGAAAUUACCGGAGGUGAUGUCAAAACUGUGAGGUACAUGUUUGAAACCCAGCAUCUGGAUAAACUUGGGCAGCUAUACUCAGUGGAUGAAGUUAACUUGCUGCAACUCAAAUCUGAGCUUAAAGAGAUUAAAGGAGAUGUGAAGAGAAGCAUAAAGCAUUUUGAAACUCAACCAAUGUAUGUUAUUAAAGACAGCUUAGGUCAAAUAUUGGAGAUUAAAACUGUUCACCGAGAAGACAUUGAAAAAGGAGAUGUUAGAACAGCACGUUGGAUGUUUGAAACGCGGCCCCUAGAUAUGAUUAACAAAGAUUCUGUGGAAAUUAAUGUUGUUCGUGGAAUCUCUGUGGAGGAAAGCAUCAAAGGUGGUGUGCGCAAGGCAAAGUGGGUGUUUGAAACACAACCUUUGGAUACUAUCAAGGAGGACUCAGAAGUAUCUGUCACUGAGAAGGAAGCUAUUCUAGGGGCUGAUGUCUGUAGAAAAUGCUGGAUUUUUGAGACUCAACCUCUUGAUACCCUAAAAGAUAAUGAUGACACAACUCAUCUGCCACCUGAAGAAAUAAUAGGAGGUGAUGUAAGCACUACUAAGCAUUUAUUUGAAACACUACCAAUGGAUGCUUUAAAGGAUAGCCCAGAUGUUGGUAAGCUUCAAAAGGUGGUUGCCACUGAGGAAGAAAAAGGUGAUGUGAGACAUCAAAAAUGGAUUUUUGAGACUAAACCUCUUGAACAGAUUAGAGAAGAAAGAAAGGAAUUUAUAACAACAGUGAAACUUGAAGAAGUUGACAGAGGAGAUGUGAGUAGCUGCAAACAUAUAUUUGAAUCAAGCAAUUUAAGUAAAUAUGAUGAAUCACAUAAAAUCCAUGUGGAAGAAAUAAGAAGAGGAACUGUAGAGUUGAAUAAAGCUCUUUUUGAAACAACUCCAUUAUAUGCAAUUCAAGAUAGUCUUGGGAAAUAUCAUGAAGUUAAAACAAUUCGACAAGAAGAAGUUUUAAGAGGUGAUGUAAGAAGCUGCAGAUGGCUGUUUGAAACAAGGCCUGUUGACCAAUUUGAUGAGAGCAUUAAAAAAAUCCAGAUUAUCAAAGGAAUAUCUUCACAAGAAGUAGAAUCAGGUGACGUGAAAACAGCUAAAUGGUUGUUUGAAACUCAGCCUCUUGAUUCUAUUAAAUAUUUUAGCAAUAUGGAAAGUGAAGAAAGUAAAACAGAACAGACUACAGACAUUAUUAAAGGAGAUGUAAAAAUGUGUAGAUGGCUCUUUGAAACUCAGCCAAUGGAAUCACUGUAUGACAAGGUUGAGAUAGUGACUGACAGUGAAGAAGUACAUAAAGGAGAUGUCAAAACCUGUACUUGGCUCUUUGAAACCCAGCCGCUUGAUGCAAUAAAAGAUGAAUCAGAAACAAGAGUGAAAUUACACACUGUGAAUCAGGAGGAUAUUCAAGGAAGUGAUGUCCGCACAGCAUGUUUCCUUUUUGAGACAGAAAAUCUAGAAAAUAUACAAGGAGAAGAAGAAAAGGAAUUCAAACGAGUAGUGGAAAUUGAUAUCCAGCCUGGGGAUGUUUCCACCAUGAAAUAUAAAUUUGAAAACCAGUCACUAGAUUCCAUACAUUUUAGUUCAGAGGAAGUUUUGGAAAAAAUUAAAACUGUGCAAAGUGAAGAUAUACAGAAAGGAAAUGUUCUACAUUGCCGAUGGCUUUUUGAAAACCAUUCUAUUGAUGCAAUAAAAGAAAACCAAGAAGAAGCUACAUUAGUCAGAACUGUUAAAGAUAUACACGGUGGGAAUGUAAGAAAAGGCUGCUUUAUAUUUGAGACAUUUUCUUUAGACCAGAUUAAAGAUGGAUCUGCAGAUACCAGCACCAAGAAAACUGUUAGUGAAGAAAUAACAAAGGGAGAUGUGAAAAACUACAGAAUGCUGUUUGAAACCCAGCCACUUUAUGCAAUUCAAGACAAAGAAGGGUAUUAUCAUGAAGUGACAACAGUUAAGAAGGAAGAAGUGAUUCAUGGAGAUGUACGUGGGACUAGGUGGCUGUUUGAAACAAAACCUUUAGGAUCUAUUAAUGAAUCAGAUAAUGUGUAUGUUAUUAGAGCUGUCACCCAGGAAGAUAUUCAGAAAGGAGAUGUGAGCUCUGUCAGAUACAGAUUUGAAACACGACCACUGGACAGAAUUUCAGAUGAUGAAAAAUUAAUUGUGCCAACUAUUGACAGUGUCCAGGGUGGUGAUGUGAAGGCCAACAAACAAUUAUUUGAGUCUGAAGGAUUCAAUAAAGGCAUGUAUGUAAGAACAGUAAGUGUCAGUGAAAUCCAAUGGGGCAAUGUUAAAACUUCCACUUGGUUAUUUGAAACACACACUCUAGAUGAGAUUAGAGGAGAGGGGUCAGAGUAUAAAGAUAUCAAGACAGUCACGAAGGAAGAUGUGCAAGAAGGUGAUGUUCAGCAUGCUGUGUGGCUUUUUGAAAACCAGCCUUUAGAUUCCAUUAAGGAAACUGAUGAAAGUGAAAUAAAGAUAACCCGGGAAGAAAUUCCUCAGUCAGAUGUAAAGACAACAACAUGGCUUUUUGAAACGACACCUUUCCCUGAAUUUAAUGAAAAUAAGGUUGAAAAGCAAGAAAUUAUAGGGAAAAGUAUCAAAGAAACUUUAAAAGAACUUUACUCUCACAAAGUCAUUGAGUAUCAUGGAAUUAUCCUUGAGGCAGAUGAAAUUGGAGAUGUCAGAAUGGCAAAAUAUAAACUAAUGAAUCAAGAGACUCCUGAAAUACAAAAGGAAGAGAUUAUUAGAGGGGAUCUAGGAAACAUAAUGAUGAACCUGUUGUCCAAAAGAAGCAUUACCAAAAGAGAAAUUAUGGUAAAUGAAGACGAAAAGGGCAAUGUCGAUUUGACCAAAGCUCAAUUAUUGAACAGAUCAACAGAUGUUAGUGUUGAAAAAGAAGAGAUAGUGAGAGGUGAUAUACAGCAAGCUAUAAAAAACCUGUUUAGUCAGGAUAGUUCUGUAAAACGAGGAAUUUUAAUUCAGGAAAAUGAGAGAGGUGAUAUUAACAUGACACUCUAUUCUCUCCUUCACAAAAGGUCUGACAAUAAAAUCCAGCGUGAUGAAGUGAUAGGUGGUGAUGUGAAACAUACUAUUCACAACCUUCUGUCUUCCACAGUGAAUAAUGAAAUAUCCCAAAGAGCUAAAAUAGAUGAUUCAGAGAGAGGAAACGUGCAGUUUUUCACAACAUGCAUAGAAUCUGGAGCUUUGGAUUAUCUGAAACUACUCCAGACAGGGUCAACUGAAACAAUUACAACAAGGAAACAAGAAGAGGAGGAGGAGGAGGAAAUAAUUGGUGGUGAUGUAGAAGGCACAAAGCUGUUACUAAAGAAACAGAAGUUUCAGAUUCAACAUACAGUUAACGAAACUGACAUCAUCCCUGGAGAUGUGGCUAAUGCAGUUAAAAUUUUUAUGACGGAGCCAAAAAAUACAUCUUGUAAUGUAAAUAAACAAGAUAUUAUAAAAGGUGAUUUGAAAGCAACUUUAAAUUCCCUCAGUCAGGCCAUAAAUCAGAGAACAGUUAUAGAAAAGGAAGAAAUUAUAAAAGCCGACAUUCUCACAAUACUGAAGUCUCUUAAAGAAUCAGCCCAUCAACUGAAAGAAACAGAGAAGCCUGAUGUCAUACCUGGUGAUAUUAAGCAGGCCAUUGAUUCCCUUGAAAAAGAAAUAACCACAAAAAUUGAAGUUCUGAAAGAAGAGGUUGUUCGAGGUGACCUUGAAUCAACAUUAAGAUCUUUAAAAGAAGCUCAGCAGUCUUUCAAGAAUGUAGACACAGAAGAUGUAAUCAGAGGAGAUAUUCAGACUGCUGGACAAAACAUCCUAGAAGCCUCUGCGGAAAAGAAAAUGGUACAACAUGAAGUAAGUGGUCAUGAAGAUAUUAAAAGCACCAUCCAGACACAGCAUAUAGCCCAGCUCCAAAGUAACAGGUCACAUAAUCUGCAAAAGAAUGUUAAAUCUGUCCAUGAACAUCAUGAGGAAACACAGGCUGAAAAUGAGACUUUCCUCAAAGAAGGUGGACAAGGUACCAGAAAGAUCCAUUUAGAACAAGAACAGAGCACUGAGUCUCUUGAUGUAGAUAAAAAACAUAUAAAGAACUUAUCUAAUUCUCAACACAUGGUCAUCAAAAAAGUGGAUGAAUCAAUGGAUAAAAGCAGAGUCCAGGGCAAUGUAAAAAAAGAAGCAAAACAUGUGACCAGCCAGUCUUCUUUCCGUGGUAAAGUUAAGAGAGAUGUGAGAACAGAGAAAUCAGAGACAUGUAGAGCUCUGAAAAAGGAUAGCACGACCAGCAGUGUGCAGUCCAUAGAAAAAAUAGCUGAAAAGAAACAGAAUCUACUUCAUGAGCAUAAAGACAAUGAAUAUUCCAACCUAAGCUGUCAGGCGGAGACAAGACAAAAGGCAAAAAUGUCAACUGAUGUUGAUAGCUCCAAAUCCAGAACUACACGACAACCAAUUAAAAUGCCGGCUAGUGGGAUUUCUAAGGCGACUGGCCAUUUUCAAAAGCAAGUGAUAAAGCAAGAAACAAAACAAGCUCAGCAUUCUAGAGAGGUUUUUGCAGAGAAUGAAAUAAACGUUCAGCUGGGGCAAGCUGUAGUUUCCAUGACAGCAGAACAGAAUAUAAACAACAAACAAGAAGUAAAAGUCACACAGGAAGCACUCAAUAAAUUUAAAGAAACUGAAAGGAAGCAAAAGAGAGAUGUUCAUCAGCAAAAUAAGAAAUCUGUAGGACAGUUUAUAGGAAAGACUAAAGUGGAACCUGCUAAGUCAGACUUCCAAUUUGCAGUGAAAAAUCCUCUAAAUCCAGCCAAGAAUGCUGUGGGGAAAGAUAAGCCAGAAAUAGAUUCCUCAUCUACUCCACCACCAUCACCCCCUCCUCCUCCACCACCACCAUCAGUAGCAUCAUCUGAAAUUGAAUUUCCUCUGCCGCCUCCCCCACCUCCAUUAAUGAUGCCAUCUGAUAGACAUAUAUUUCCUUCACCUCCAUCACCUAUCGACAAAACCAAAGCUGAGUUUGAUCAUUUUCCUCCUCCCCCACCACCAAUAGAUGACAAAUCUGAAAGUGAGUUUCUGCCUGCUCUCCCUCUACCACCCCCACCACCUCCCCUGGUGAUUUUUCCUACUUCUCAGCCAAAGCAAAAGAAAGAACAUUUUCCAAAAUAUCCAGAACAGUCUGUGCCUGAGCCACUGCAAUUUAAUGCCAGGGCUAAAACAUCGUCAGGUAAACCAGCUGGAGUUCCAUCUUCAAAGAAAUUCCUCAAAAUGGAACCUUCUAAGGGGCUAGACAUUAACAAGUCUAAAAUGCCUCCAAAAAUUGAACCAACUGUUCUUCAGACACACAGAGAAAUGGAUAUUACCACAGCAGCGGUAGAAAGCAAAAAUUCCACAGCUCUUGUGAAUGUGGUUAGCCAGGAACAGAAACAGGAGACAACUCAUACAAAAACAGAAGGGAUAAAAAGGCCAUCAUCUGUUUCAGAAGUGAUUAAUCCUCCACCCAAAGCUCUGCAAGAGACACCACUGGCCAAGAAAAGAGUGGUCUUUCCUCUUAAAAGAUCUCCUUCCCUUCCAGCAGAGCCAACACAAAUAAAACCUAAACCUUAUGUCAGAAAAUUUAAAACCCCUUUAAUGAUUGCUGAAGAAAAAUACAGGCAGCAAAGGGAGGAGAUGGAGAAAGUGCAAGUCAAAAGUUUUUGUCAUGAGACUGUCAGAACAAACAGCGAGACUCGGGGAAGUCCAGUUCAAACAGAGUCAGAAAAUUGUGUACCAUUUAAAAAAUCAAGCAAGCAGGAUCAAACUUCUUUACAAGGUUCAGUUCCCUCUGUAACUCCACAAAAAACAACACCCUCUGAUUCUGACUUUCAAGUCAGUUUACAAGCAACAGGAUCCCGAGGUAAACAACUGUCUACAUCAUUAGUAGUAUCAUCAGCUACUGAGCAGCUUCAAAACAUUUUAGAAACCUCAGCAGAUCACAUUAGAAAAAAAGUACUGCAAGGUUCAAAGGAUCUUACAAAACAUAAUUUAUCUUGUCAAAUGGAACAAAUCCAUCAAGAACAUACUUUGCAUAAGGCAGAGCAGCUGAAGAAUGUGGAGCAGUUGCACGUGUCCAAAAAUAAAAUUAUCUCCCCUCAUUUCAAAGUUAAAACUAUCAAGCUUCCAAUUGUAGAUCAAAGCUUACAUGAAACACACAAAGAUUGUGAGACACACAAAAAACAACAGGGAACUAAUGUUCAAAAUGUUGUCAAACAACAAAAUCAGGAAAAACAGGGGGAAGACAUAAGUACUAACGCUAGGAAAAAACAAAGUGGUGCAAAAGAAUAUCACCAGAAGCAUGUUGAUGGAAAGGUGCUGAGAGAAAAACCACCUUUAGAACACAUAGAGAAUAUGCAAGAAGUAAGCCAAAAAGAUGCCAAUCAAGUGAAACAAAAAUUAGUUAAUGAGAAAGAAACAGAAAAAGGAGAAUUCAAGCAUGAGAAAGUCUCAGUGGCUAAAGUAGUAAGUCAGGAGGGCCAGGUAUUAGUUUGUCCAAAAGAAGAAAAAGUAACAAUUCCAGAAAAACAAGGUCAGUUUAAGAAUAAAUCAACAGAAAAAGUAGUCAGGCAAAAGGUAAUUGAUACACGUCAUGACUCUCAGACUCAAAUUGUUGAGCAAAAGAAUGUGUGUGUUUCUAAAAAUAAAGUUCAAAAUAAAAAGUUAUCCCAGCAAUAUAAUAGAUUGCAAGAAAGCAAAUGUGCCAAAGACAAGGGCAUACAACUAAAACAAGUACAUCCGAAGAAAACAGAUCCAAAACAAGAGAUUACACAGAACAAAUCUUUAUUUUCUCCUCCAUCAAAAGGAUCACAGCUGAACGACGAAAAAUUUGCAGUCGAUAUAUUAGAAUUCUUGAGGAAACGGGAGGAACUGCAGCAAGUUUUGUCUAGAGUGAAACAGUUUGAAGCUGAGCCAAAUAAAAAUGGUAUGAAAGCAUUUCAGACAUUUUUAAAUAAUAUCCCAGUAUGGCUUAUAGACCAAGAAAGAAAGAAAAAUAUAGUUCAUAUUGCAACAGAAAAUAAUUUAGAAAGGAUGAAAGAAGAGCUAUCAGAUAUUAAAGAUCAAGCAGUCAAAAUACUAGCCUCAUGUGAAGACACAAUCCAGACAGCUAUGAUGUCCACAAAAACAGUGAAAUCCAGAAAUGACUCUGUUAGUUCUGGAGGCUUGUCACAGAAAAUAUCAAAAAUCAGCACUGGCUCCAACAGAAGAGAUUCGCACCAAACGAAAGAGGUUAUAAAGGAAGAAUCAGUGCACCGUGAAAUUAUACAGCAAUCCAGUGGAAUCAAACAAACAGAAUUCAGAACUUCUUCUCCAGCAUUAAGAAUGCGAUCGCCAUCACCUACUUAUAUAACAAUUGAAUCUAAACGGACAGAAUCUCCUCUGAAGGAAGCACUCUGUUCAUCUGCCAUCCAAAGAAAAAGUACUCCUAUUCCUCCCCCACCACGCAGAUCUGCAACACCAACAUCUACAAUUCGAAGGCCAGCCUCUUCCCCCUCUCCUCCAAGGAGCCGUUCUGAACAACUGGCCAAACUGAAAGGCACAACAGCAAAGCUAUCUCAAGGAGUAACACAGCACUGGUCAGUAACAUCAGUUCCAGUUGUAGAAAAAAGAUCAGAGAUUGUUAAAUCUCCUGCAACUCUUCGUAGACAAAUUAAAAUUGAAACACAUGCUAUGAUGGAGCCUUCAUUCUCAGCAACUAUAAAUGAAUCUCAGGUAACUGCUGGUACAGUAAAGGACAUAAAAGAAACACGUGAAGAAAAUAGAAAAGCAGAGAAAAACAACAAUGACGCACACCAAGAUCCAGUAAACAUUCCAGAAUGCUUAAAGCCACAUGCAGUAAGUUUUAAGGUCCCUAAGAUUGACCAGUCAGGGCUUACUUGUAGGUUUGAAGCAUCUGAGCAAAUAAGACAUACAAAAAAAGAACCAGUCACAGUAGUUGAAAGAGUAGACUAUGAGAGUGUAGAUGAAAUGGAUAUGUUAUUAGGGAAAUCAGAGGACAAGCCAGGAUUUGAUGUGAAAUCAAAGAAAAGAGUUUUUGAAAGGGGUGGAAUGAAUAGCAAAAUAAAACAAGACAGACACACAUUUAGCAAGGAUGAAUUUGUACUGACCUCUCUGGAGAAUCAAAAGCGAAAAGAUACCUUUAGAAACUCUCCUUAUAGGCAGCCAAGAGACCCAAAGGAAGGUAUAUCUUAUAAACAAAAGCAAUGUGAAGAUAAAGAGCACUCAUUUGAACCCCUGGUUUGCUUGGAAGCAAAGUAUCAUACCGACCACACUUCUGGUCUGGAUAGAUUUGCCAACACGGUCACUGAAUCGACAUCACAAAGUGCUGAUUGUAGGCAGUCAGGAUUUGGCUUCAAGCAUGCACCUCCAACAUAUGAAGAUGUAAUCUCAGGACACAUUUUGGAUAUUUCUGCUACUGAUUCACCAGAAGAACUACUAAGGAAUUUUCAGAAGACGUGGCAGGAAAGUGAAAGAGUAUUUAAUAGUCUUGGCUACACGGUCUCAGAUACUUCUGAAGCUGAAGUGAGAAGUAGCUUCCACCAGGAAUCAGCAUUUAUCAGUGAAACUGCAACUUCAGGAAAAGGAAACAUGCAUACUUUGUCAAAAGAAAGUUUAUCCAAUGGAAUGUCUAGUUGUCGACAAGCAAAUCUUUCAUAAAUCAUGUUUCCGAUGUCACCACUGCGGCAGUAAGUUAAGAUCUAUAGAUGCUAUCAAACAAAUUUUCUUCCAUUUGACAGCUUGGGAAAUUAUGCAUCUCUCCAUGGACAAUCAUACUGUAAACCCCAUUUUAAGCAACUUUUCAAGUCUAAAGGAAAUUAUGAUGAAGGUUUUGGA
Messenger RNA from Chrysemys picta bellii (western painted turtle), 14826 nucleotides. NCBI's taxonomy places the organism in Eukaryota, Metazoa, Chordata, Testudines, Emydidae. The record is from RefSeq and is a predicted model, not a curated record.